This is a messenger RNA of Prionailurus viverrinus (fishing cat), 4251 nucleotides long. It is a transcript of the gene RAPGEFL1, whose product is annotated as Rap guanine nucleotide exchange factor like 1. Gene Ontology annotation, molecular function: guanyl-nucleotide exchange factor activity. The record is from RefSeq and is a predicted model, not a curated record. Gene Ontology annotation, biological process: positive regulation of GTPase activity; Ras protein signal transduction. Gene Ontology annotation, cellular component: plasma membrane. The transcript has 15 exons. The coding region runs from base 408 to 2396 and encodes 662 amino acids. NCBI's taxonomy places the organism in Eukaryota, Metazoa, Chordata, Mammalia, Carnivora, Felidae.
UCUGCCACCUUCCCCCCUGGCCAGGAGCGCAGCCGCCGCCGCCGCCGCCGCGUCCUCUCUCAGCUUUGCGCUCCGCCCGCUGUCUCUGCCGCCGCAGCCCGGCCCAGGAGCGCAGAGCCCCGGGCACUGGCCCCGCAGCCUAUCCACCCUCUGGGCCGCGUGCCAGCUGCAACCGGCAUGGGGGGCCACUAACAGCGGACACUCCUUCCCUCUGGCACCUCCCCGGGCCACUGGCCACUGGACCCCGGCCAGCGAGCCUCGGGCUCCUCUGGCCCCCAGUCCGGCGCCUGGCACGGCCCUCCGCUCUGCCCCUCCGGCUCUGAGCAUCGUGUCCCCGCCCCCCCCCCCGCCCGCGCCUGGGACACCUGGGUCCUCCGGCGGCCCCAAGGAGAGGGGCGGGGGGGGGCAUGAAGCCACUGGAGAAAUUUUUGAAGAAGCAGACGUCGCAGCUGGCGGGGCGAACGGUGGCGGGAGGUCCCGGCGGGGGUCCGGGGAGCUGCGGUGGGCCUGGCGGGGGCGGGGGACCUGGUGGGGGCGGCGGUCCAGCCGGGGGACUGCGGCCGCUGCAGCGGCGUCAGAGCGUGUCUCGCCUGCUGCUCCCCGCUUUCCUCCGGGAGCCCCCCGCCGAGCCGGGGCUGGAGCCGCCCCCUGAAGAGGAAGGGGGAGAGCCGGCGGGGGUCGCAGAGGAGCUCGGCAGCGGGGGGCCCUGUUGGCUGCAGCUUGAGGAGGUGCCAGGGCCCGGGCCUCUCGGGGGAGGGGGACCCCUGCGCUCGCCUUCCUCGUACUCCUCUGACGAGCUGUCCCCCGGCGAGCCCCUGACUUCCCCGCCCUGGGCCCCCCUGGGCGCCCCCGAGCGGCCGGAGCAUCUUCUGAACCGGGUUCUGGAGCGGCUCGCUGGAGGGGCCACCAGGGACAGCGCCGCCUCAGAUAUCCUGCUGGAUGACAUCGUCCUCACCCAUUCUCUCUUCCUCCCCACGGAGAAAUUUCUGCAGGAGCUACACCAGUACUUUGUUUGGGCAGGAGGCAUGGAGGGCCCCGAGGGGCUGGGUCGGAAGCAAGCCUGUCUAGCCAUGCUCCUUCAUUUCCUGGACACCUAUCAGGGGCUGCUGCAGGAGGAAGAGGGGGCUGGCCGCAUCAUCAAGGAUCUGUACCUGCUGAUUAUGAAGGAUGAGUCCCUUUACCAGGACCUUCGAGAGGACACACUGAGGCUGCACCAGCUUGUGGAAACAGUGGAGCUAAAGAUCCCAGAGGAAAGCCAGCCGCCCAGCAAGCAGGUGAAGCCACUGUUCCGCCACUUCCGCCGGAUAGACUCUUGUCUGCAGACCCGAGUGGCUUUCCGGGGCUCUGAUGAGAUCUUCUGCCGGGUCUACAUGCCUGACCACUCUUACGUGACCAUACGCAGCCGCCUCUCAGCGUCAGUGCAGGACAUUCUGGGUUCUGUGACAGAGAAAUUGCAGUACUCAGAGGAGCCUGCAGGGCGCGAGGACUCGCUCAUCCUGGUAGCUGUGGCUUCCUCCGGAGAGAAAGUCCUUCUCCAGCCGACUGAAGACUGUGUCUUCACCACGCUGGGCAUCAACAGUCACCUGUUUGCCUGCACCCGCGACAGCUAUGAGGCGCUGAUGCCCCUCCCCGAGGAGAUCCAGGUCUCCCCUGGAGACACAGAGAUCCACCGAGUGGAGCCUGAGGACGUCGCCAACCACCUUACUGCCUUCCACUGGGAGCUGUUUCGAUGUGUGCACGAGCUGGAAUUCGUGGACUACGUGUUCCACGGGGAGCGCGGCCGCCGGGAGACGGCCAACCUAGAGCUGCUGCUGCAGCGCUGCAGCGAGGUCACGCACUGGGUGGCCACCGAGGUGUUGCUGUGCGAGGCCCCGGGCAAGCGCGCGCAGCUGCUGAAGAAGUUCCUCAAGAUCGCGGCCAUCUGCAAGCAGAACCAGGACCUGCUGUCCUUCUACGCCGUGGUCAUGGGGCUGGACAACGCCGCUGUCAGCCGCCUGCGGCUCACCUGGGAGAAGCUGCCCGGGAAAUUCAAGAAUUUGUUCCGCAAAUUUGAGAACCUGACAGACCCCUGCAGGAACCACAAAAGCUACCGAGAAGUCAUCUCCAAGAUGAAACCUCCUGUGAUUCCCUUUGUGCCUCUGAUCCUCAAAGACCUGACUUUCCUGCAUGAGGGGAGUAAGACUCUUGUUGAUGGUUUGGUGAACAUUGAGAAGCUGCAUUCAGUGGCUGAAAAGGUGAGGACAAUCCGCAAAUACCGGAGCCGGCCCCUUUGCCUGGAUAUGGAGGCAUCCCCCCAUCACCUGCAGACCAAGGCCUAUGUGCGCCAGUUCCAGGUCAUCGACAACCAGAACCUCCUCUUCGAGCUCUCCUACAAGCUGGAGGCUAAUAGUCAGUGAGAACAGAGGUUCUGGUCAGUGCCCCACCAGGGUCCUUGGGCACCUGGCACUCAAGCACUUUGCACGCUAUCCCAACCCACCUCUGACAUCUUUCCCUUGGAGCAACUUCCUGCCCCUCAGGAAAGAGUCGGAUGGACUUACCCCUGGGCUCAUAAGCCUGUUCAUCCUGCUGAAGUCCUCUCCCCCUUGCUCCUUCAAGCCAAAACCGCACUCUGCUGGGUACUGCCCUCGCAGGGAUGGGGGGCAGAACACUCCUUCCUCUGCCCCCUCUCAUCGAGGUCUGUUCCAGAGAUGGAGCUUCCAACCUCCUCCUCCCACGCAGACAGGAAAGCUGCCCACAUUGUCUGUGAGACAGAGUGGAACUGUGGAAGGGAUUGGCAGCCUUCCUCUCCACCCAUGGCCGGCUUCUCCCUGGUCAGGGCUGGGACCCCUGGAUGCACCCCUCCUGGAAUAUUAUAUUGCCCUUGUGUCUGUGUGUGUGCGCGCGCGCGCGUGUGUGUGUGCACCUGUCCCCUUUAAGAAGCAGCAGCGCAUCUGUAACUGAGGGAGGGUGUUGUGUGUAGCAGGGGUCCUUCUGUUUGGUGCUACCCUGGUCUACUUGGCCCUGUGAUGGUGUGGGGUGCUGUCCCCACCCCCACCACUCCCUGCUCAGCUCCUUGUGCUGCCCCAUGUGCCCAAGCCUGUGGGUGAAGCUGCUCGUGGGGCAGGGGGCAGCAGCGAGGGGGAAGGGGUUACCUGUCAGCCCUUGGGAGUCCUCCACUCACGCCUCCCCAGGGUCUCUGGGUGGGCUCUGGUGAGAGGGUAAGAGAUGCUCAGGGAAACACAGGCCUAAGCUGCCUACAGGACACUCCCUCUGCAUUGCGGGGUGGGACGUGGUGGUAUCAGGAGUUGGGGGUGUUUGCUGCCCACACUCCUUCUUUUGGGGUGUCUUACUGCUAAGAAGGGAGCUGUCAUCCCCCUCCUUCUGGCUCUUCUGUGGGACACCAACAACAUGGUCUCUAUUCUCCUCCCUGUGUUGACUCCCCCUUGGUCCUCCCCAUCAGAGCUGGGGUGGGGCAGACCCCUGUCCCUGGGCAGGUAGCGCACAGAAGUGAGGGGAGGGAAUGAUGGCUGAGACCGUAAAGGCCACACUGGACUGUGGUGAUGCCUUUAAUACCUCUCUGUCUCCCCUCCCUCUCCCACACGGGCCUCCAGGGCUGAGGGGCGCAGGGCUCCUGGCAGCUACCGGGUGAGGUUCCCUGGCACAGCCUCACCCUCCUUUCUGGCGCCACCUCUUUCUCUUCUGAAGAGGCAGCAGCAGCAACAGCAAAAACAGCUGCUGCUCCUGCUCUGAGGGUGUAUAUAUUUUUUACCAAAAGCUCUGGAAUUGUAAAUUUAUUUUUUAAAACUCAAAGAGGGAAAGAGCCUUGUAUCAUAUGUAAACAUUGUAUCAUAGGUUAUGUUGUACAGUCCCUUUUAUACAGUGGUCUGUCUCGUUCCUGCCACAAAAGAUGUCUAUGGACCCCUCAUUCCCCAUACAUACACCGGCACUGUGUCCCACCGCCUCCAUCCCCCAAGGACGGUGACCAUAGGCCCCCCUCCCGCUCCCUGCUUCCUCCCUGCAGCUUAACGCACGCCCUCCUCUCCCUGGGCCGCCCUCCUCCUGACCCCACGCAGCAGCCUUCUCUCGAAGCUCCCACAACCCUCCUCAAGCACUGGGGCCCACUGGUCCAGUCUUCGCUGCUUCCCGCCCCCAGCCGUGAUGCCUGCCCCGCUGCUCCCCAGCUUUGCCAGAGUGAACCGUGUGUACCGUACAGGCUCGGUUGUCUGCAGAAGCCACUGGCUGGAGAAAAAGCUGAUAAAGUCUAUGAAUCAA